AUAACUCAUACCAAAGUAUUUGCAGAAAUUAGUACGCUUAAACACUUAGCAUGUUUCAAUAUUUUAUUUUAUUGUUAGGACUCCACGUAGUCAUUACGAAUGGUGCAACGUCGGUCAAUCGGCUGUAUCCUUUGGAUGGACGCAUCGUCGGCGGCACGAAUACCAGUAUAAAGGAGCACCCAUAUCAGGUUUCACUCCUCAAAUACGGUUCUCAUACCUGUGGUGGUUCAAUAUUGAAAACCGGUAACAUUAAAACCGAUGGGUUUUUCGUGAUCACAGCUGCACAUUGUGUUACACCCUACACACCACAAAAUUACGCUGUGAAAUUCGGCAUAACCGCUCUCAAUCAACUCAGUCCAAUAGCGCUCGUCGAUGUGAUUGUACGACAUGAGAACUACAACCCACUCACCUCAGACUAUGACAUUGCCUUGAUUAAGCUACGAAAUCAAAUACCGUUCAGUACCUCGUCACAACCGAUACGUAUGUCCAGCAUAAAUCCGGCGGAUGGCACAGCAGCUGUUGUCACCGGUUGGGGCAGCACCAGUGAGGGCGGAUCAUUAUCACCCACAUUGCAGGCAGUCACUGUGAAGGUGGUGGAUCCCAUUGUAUGUGCAACAGAGUAUGCGCCUUAUGGUGUCAUAACGGAACGCAUGCUAUGUGCUGGUGUGCCUCAAGGUGGGAAGGACUCGUGUCAGGGUGACUCUGGUGGGCCAUUGGUGGCCGAUGGGGUACAAAUCGGCAUUGUUUCUUGGGGUCUUGGUUGUGCCAAACCGGGUUUUCCGGGUGUUUACUCGAGAGUGCCAAGUUUAUAUUCUUGGAUACAAAAAAAUGUUAAGAUACUAGGAGCCCUAUAGUAAUAUA
Bactrocera tryoni is the source of this 861-nucleotide messenger RNA. RefSeq names its product trypsin alpha-3-like. The transcript has a single exon. Lineage: Eukaryota; Metazoa; Arthropoda; Insecta; Diptera; Tephritidae. Gene Ontology annotation, molecular function: serine-type endopeptidase activity. The record is from RefSeq and is a predicted model, not a curated record. The coding region runs from base 51 to 854 and encodes 267 amino acids. Gene Ontology annotation, biological process: proteolysis.